GUGCAACCUCCAUCUGAGUUAUUGUUAUGAUUAUUUCAUUGAUGGUUUCUUUUGGAGAACAGAUUACUAAAUAUAAUGGAAACUGAAGGUGACAUUUCCGUUGUUCUAUCAGUGAAAAAUGACUCGAACCCUAUACUCACAAGAUCAGGUGAGAUCCUCGAUGUUCCUAUGAAAUCAGAAAUAUUGGACCCACUUCGAGUGAACUCUGAUGAGAUAAGUUCAUGCAGUCCUGAUAUUAUUAUUAAAGGAGAAAUAGGAAAUGAAAGUCCAAAAAGUUCAAGCAGUCCUGAUAUUAUCGUUAAAGGAGAAAUAGGAAGUGAUAGUCCAAAAAGUUCACACAGUCCAGAUAUUAUCAUUAAAGGAGAAAUAGCAAAUGAAAAUCCGAAAAUGUGUGAAAUUUAUAUCAAGGAGGAACCUAUUGAGCAAGAUAAUCAGUCUCAUUGUGCUCAAGACUAUUCCAAUGAGGAUGUAAAAGAUAGAUUAGAUUAUGAAGAACCAGUUGCCUGCGAAGUUAUUAUCAAGCAGGAGCUGGAAAAAGAUGAACCACCUAGUUGUGGUGAUAAAGAAUCGCAGAAGGAACUUGUUAACUACCCUCUUGAUCUUGGAGUUUCUAACCAGAAGAAUAUAAAGAGUACAGAUCAACAAUCGAAACCUAAAAUAUUUAAAUGCCCUUUUUGUGUUUAUACGUCAGACACUAAUCUCAAAUUAAAAAGCCACACAUUACAUCGGCACUCGAAAGAGAAACCUCAUAGGUGCCCACAUUGCAAUUACGCUACUGUCACUAGUACUGACUUAAAAAGGCACAUAAUGUCAAUUCAUUCAAAAGAAAAACCCCACCGUUGUCCCCAUUGUGAAUAUGGAGCUGUAAGCGUUUUCAAUUUAAAAACUCACAUCAUGGCCCAACACACAAAAGAAAAGCCUCAUCAUUGCCCUCACUGUGAUUAUACUGCUGUGACUGGUACUACAUUGAAGAGACAUAUCAUGUCAAUUCACACCGAAGAGAAGCCACAUCAGUGUUCACAUUGUAGCUAUGCGACGGUCCACGCUGGCGCCCUGAAGAGACAUGUCAUGAGUGUCCAUUUCAAUGAAAAACCACUCCAAUGUCCAUAUUGCAAUUAUGGAUCUGUCUUUUCCCAUCACAUAAAGAGACAUGUAAAACGUCGCCAUACAAAAGAAACACAAUGAAAAGACUUUUUUUAAAUAUGAUUAUAAACUAAACUUCAAUAUUUAAUGGUCAUAAUAA
Molecule: messenger RNA, 1243 nt
Organism: Nezara viridula (southern green stink bug)
Lineage: Eukaryota; Metazoa; Arthropoda; Insecta; Hemiptera; Pentatomidae
Source: the annotation of a GenBank genome assembly